CUACGGCAACCUAUCACGGCUACGCAGCAGGGCUUUUUGGUGCGUGAGUGCUUUCAUGGAGACUUCCGCCUUGUAAGCCUGUUUGUGGUCUAUUGUGAAUCUGAUCUGUGCCCCAACGUUAAUGCUUGACUUCCCCAACAGACGUCAACACCUCAGCUGAGUGAACGACGCAUAGAUAAUACACUUGAAGCGAAAUGGAGGCAGCAGGCACCCGGCUUUCGGGACGGGACAGGCUGAAAGCACGUUAUACAGACUACAUUUGCUGUCUCAAUGAGCGUCGCUGGUCAGAUUUGGGCGCGUACGUGGACGCGCAAGCCGUGCACAAUGGACGACCUUUCGGUCUGAAUGGCUAUCGAGCAAUGCUGGAAGAGAAUGUUGCACAAAUCCCAGAUUUGACUUUUAACGUCACACGGCUGCUCGUCGAUGAAGAACAGGCCAGCGUAGCGGCGAUCAUUCAUUUCGAAUGCACGCCCACCGCAGAUAUAUUCGAGACGAGGGUCAACGGACGUACGAUCAGGUUCGAGGAGAAUGUCUUUUAUCGAUUGUCUUCGGAGUUGAAGAUUGUGGAGGUGAAGAGCAUCAUCGACAUUGCUGCAAUCCGGGAACAGGCACAAGCUUGAAAUCGUGAAUGUACUUGCACCAUCGCAACACGUUCCAGAACUCUGAUUGCGCUCACCGAGGACACGCUCUGGCGCAACCUAGCAAGCAUCUCCCGCAGAACGAGCGUUGCCGCACAUCACGCGGGCAUGACGAUGACGGACUGCGGCCGCGUGACAGCGUCUACAUGCUACCAAGGGAGUACACAGCAGACUGUACAGCAUCACUCGCAAACCUGCACAAUCACGAACGCCGUACGGUGUGCACACAUCACCACGGGCAAGUAGGUACUCGCACAUUGACACGCCGUUUCGCGCGGACGCCCA
Molecule: messenger RNA, 923 nt
Organism: Ceraceosorus bombacis
Lineage: Eukaryota; Fungi; Basidiomycota; Exobasidiomycetes; Ceraceosorales; Ceraceosoraceae
Source: the annotation of a GenBank genome assembly